Periophthalmus magnuspinnatus is the source of this 4443-nucleotide messenger RNA. RefSeq names its product integrin, alpha 3b (gene itga3b). Bases 154 to 3312 code for a protein of 1052 amino acids. Lineage: Eukaryota; Metazoa; Chordata; Actinopteri; Gobiiformes; Gobiidae. Gene Ontology annotation, molecular function: integrin binding. The transcript is spliced from 26 exons. Gene Ontology annotation, cellular component: integrin complex; external side of plasma membrane. The record is from RefSeq and is a predicted model, not a curated record. Gene Ontology annotation, biological process: leukocyte migration; cell adhesion mediated by integrin; integrin-mediated signaling pathway.
GGCGCGCAAAGCUCAGUGCGUGCGUCUUCUAUGGAGAGCUGUGCGUAAAGGUGCUGCUGGGCUACCUGUUGUUCGUGGGACUUCCGCGGAGCUGCAGCGGGAGGGAAGGACAGAAGGACGGCCUCUGCUCUUGAGGGACUUGGAAGCUUUAAAAUGACCCUCAAACUAUUGACUGUAGUCGCGCUCUAUCACGGGACGCUCCUGUGCUGCGGAUUUAAUAUAGACGAACGCUUCCCUGUCAUCAAAGAGGGCUUCACUAAAGGCAGCUUUUUUGGAUUCUCAGUGGCUCUGCAUCAACAAACGGAGGGCACUCGAAAGUACCUACUUCUGGCUGGAGCUCCUAAAGAAAAGGCCUCAUCCCUCCCCAAUGUGAACGAGACCGGAGCAGUGUACUCCUGCCCCAUUACCACAGACAGCAAUGACUGCACCCGCAUGGACCUGCUCACCUCAACUAACCCUUCAGAAAUGGUGGAGGGAAUGUGGCUAGGAGUAACUGUGGCAACCCAACGGGAUCAACAGCCGGGCCGUGUGCUGGCAUGUGGCCAUCGAUAUGUGAAGAUUGUUCCCGGUGGCACGGAAGAGCAGCGGCGCAUGAUUGGCAAAUGCUUCGUCAGAGGAAACGACCUGACCUUUGACCCCUCGGACGACUGGCAGACUCACAAGUACGAGAUGUGCGACCCCAACCGGGACAUGGAGAGCGAGGGGAUGUGCAGUAUGGGCAUCUCGGGGGGCAUGACCGACACGGACGUAUACCUCGGAGCAACUGGAAGCUACUUGUGGCAAGGAAACGUUCAUAUAACAUGGAGAAAUCCCAGCCCCUCUAUGUCCUGGGACUCGGUGGACAAAAACUUUGGACAGUUGGUACGAUACAGAUACAGCUAUAUGGGUUAUUCUGUGAUAGAGGAGAAAAAGCUGCUGUCUCUUGAUGACUACACGGUGUUGUCGGGGGCUCCCAGAGACGAGUCCAAGGGCUCGGUGCUGUUUGGGAAGAAGUCGGACACUUCAAUGGAGAUAGUUCUGGUCAUCCCCGGGGAACAAGUUGGCUCCUACUUUGGGAACAGUCUUGCAGUCACUGACCUCAACAAUGACGACUGGAACGACCUGAUAGUGGGUGCCCCCUUUUACUUUGACCGGAUGAAGGAGCGAGGCGGAGCAGUUUACAUUUAUAUGAACGAGAACGGCUCUUUCCAGAAGACUCCCAAGCUCGUCCUGACCGGUCCUGCCGCCUCCGGGUUUGGUUUCGCACUGGCCGCUCUCGGGGACAUAAAUCAAGAUGGCUUCCAAGAUUUUGCUGUGGGUGCGCCCUUCUAUGAGACAGGCCAGGUGUACGUCUGGACUGGGAGUAAACAGGGAAUCUCGGAGAAACCCAGUCAGGUGAUUGAAGGUAAAUCCAUUGGCGCUGGAUUUACGACGUUCGGUUACUCCAUCAACGGCGGCAUGGACAUGGAUGAGAACAGUUAUCCGGAUAUAUUAGUGGGUUCGCUUGAUGACCACAUUGCUUUAUUAAGAUCCAGACCCGUUAUCCAUUUAACAAAAGACAUAACAGUGGAACCGAAGAUUGUUGACCCUAAUCAGUGUGUAAACCAACCAUGCAUAACUGCCACUGUCUGUAUGUCUUUUACCCUGAGCAAUGGAAACAAAAACUUCAAGAGAACCAUCAAUGUAAAGUACACCAUUGAAGCGGACAUGGACACGAGGAAGAGUGCCCGUGUGGUGUUCCAGGACAAUAACGCAGACUUCUACACUGACGUCCUAGCUUUAACCGCUUCCAAAACAGAGUGUCAAACUUUGAAGCUCUCUGUGGUGGUUCCACUACGAGACAAACUAGAGCCGGUGGUUUUCUCCCUCAAUGUUUCUAUAAAUGAGCAAAAGCCAAAAUCAAGGCGCUCCUUACAGAACUUGGACGCAUACCCAAUUUUCAGCCAGGAACAGAAACUCACACAGAGGACAGAGAUUAACUUUCUGAAAGAGUGUGGCACUGACAACAUAUGCUCCAGUAACCUGCAGCUGACAGCUCAGUAUGUGGAUGACAAGGAAACCCCUUACCCCAGACAGGGAAACUUCCAGGUGUUCCAGUACAGCAGUGACAUCAGGUACAUCUGGCUGUUGGUGGAGGUGACCAACGUGCCCUCUGGUAGUAAACUGGCAGAAGACGCUCACCAGGCCGAGCUAAACGUGACCAUCCCAGAGGCUCUGAGGUACUCUGGGGUCCGAUCUGAGGGUCACAGUGUAGAAUGCAGUCUUGAAGAAACACUCAUGUGCGAACUUGGCAAUCCACUCAAAGGCAAUAGCAAGGUAUCACUGACGCUCAUAUUUGAGACAUCUGGGAUUGACCUGUACACACACAAAAUUAUUUCCCAGCUGCUCUUGUCUACUGUUAGUAACCAGAACGACCUGUUACCUGUUCCCUUUGGUCUUCUGAUUGAAAACACCAUCCGCCCUUCAUUCUCAAUAGUCAACCCUCUGGUGCAGACUCAGUUCAGUGGCACGGUGAAGGGCGAGUCUGCCAUGGUCAACAGCAGUGACGUGGGCAGCCUGGUGGAGUUCACCUUCAAUGUGAAUGUUGGAGGUCAGUCUUUGGGAGACCUGGCUACGCUGGCGGUGGAGUUUGAGUGGCCAGCUGAGGUCACCAGCGGCAAGUGGCUCCUGUACCUGACCAAGAUCACCGUGGCAACCGACUCAGAGACAGAGUGCACCCCGCCCGGAGACAUCGUCAACCCGCUCAACCUAACUUUGUCAGAAACCUCAAAAAAGCGCACCAAACGUCAAGUGGUUGUGGAUGAUGAGAACAAUCAGCCCAUGAUUAUUGAGCCACAGGCAGCAAUCACCCUGCACGCCCCCAGGAAAGAGAGCUUCCUGCUGGAUUGCUCCAAAGGGACGGCCCGCUGUUGGACCUUCACCUGUCCACUGCUCAACAUGACAAACUCAGCCCAGAUCUAUGUGCGCUCACGUCUCUGGAAUGGCACUAUGCUGGAGGACUAUAGCAAUGCUCUGAGAGUGGAGGUCAGAGGGCAUGCCUUCUUAAAGCUAAUUACUGAUAAACCAACUAUCAAGAUGGAUCCUCAGAGCACUGAGUUCCGAGUGCAGAUAGACCCCCUAGAGGACGUUGAGACGCAGUACGAGCUUCCUCUGUGGAUCAUCAUCUCAGCUGCAGUGGCCGGGAUUGUCCUACUAGGAAUUAUUAUACUUAUACUAUGGAAGUGCGGCUUCUUCCAACGGGCCAGUCGCAGAGAGAUGUACGAAGCCAAGGCGCAGAAGGCUGAGAUGAAGAUCCAGCCCUCAGAGACAGAGAGACUGACAGAGGACUACUGACCCCUCCUGUGGUGGAGGGCACAUACCAGGGCAUCUGGCUCGGGUUCUUCAAGCGAGCCGUCUACUACCGCAUAAUGCCAAAGCACCGAGGGGUGAAAAUACGCCGGGCCGAACGCUAUCAACUCAAUCUGGGAUAUCAGCCGGAAGAGCCGCACAGGAAGUAUUGGAUCACCAGCUGGACGGAGAUGCAGUGACAUUACUACUGAGGCCCGGGCUUAGAGGACACUCGCGCUAAUGCUAAGCUAUGGGUAUAGAAGCCAUCAAAAGACAUUAUAAUGACGAGUGAUCCACAUAGACUGAAAUGGACCAACUUUGACAUUGAAUUUUUCAGUGCAAUAUACUGAAUCUGUUGUAAAAGAGACUGAAAUUUCUAUUUUUUUAACUAAAUGCAGUGUUGUACAUUUGAACCGCAAAUAGUCCAUUUUGUUAUUUUUUGUUGGAGAUUUGAAUGUGUUUCCAGACAUAAUGGCUGCCUUUUCCUAUAAUCGAGUGAAUAAUUGUACACUGAAAGUUCAUCAUUUUGCGGUUAGUGGUUGUUGGCACUGUGGGACUCUUGAACCAACAAAUGCAGUAGGAAUCUGGCACUGAGAUUUGGGUUUUUUUUUGUUGUGCCACCAUCACAUACAGAGCAAACAUACAGGCACAUGUUUUUAUCUCUUUUUGAAUGAACGGGUUGCUUCAUUUGACCCGUAUCUUAAAGUCAAUUUUUUUGUACUAUUUAUUUGUGACUUGUUUCAACAGAGCCUUAUCCUUAUGCUUUCACACACAGGAAGUCGUGACACUGGAUUGAAUAAUAUUGAACUAAGAUUGUGGUACUUCAGACAGUUGUAAAUGUAAAUAACGGUGCUGUUUUCACAAACGCAUGUGUUGUCUUACAUGUUCCGUCUUGUCGCUUUUAGUUUUUUCUAUGGGAAGGAACGGUGACACUUGGACCGUUUCCAAGGUAACGUGGCCCCCUUUGAGGUCAGCCUAUAGCACUGAAAGUCAUUGAAUAUUUCUGUGGAACAAGUGUUGCAUUUCAGAGUUAUUCCGUUAUGGGACUUACUCCAUUGGUGUAAAAAGGGAAUGUGACUGACCAAUGUAAAGAUGGUGUUUUUUACUGUACACACUCAGCGGAAUUAAACUGUUUGU